Molecule: messenger RNA, 1176 nt
Organism: Seriola dumerili (greater amberjack)
Lineage: Eukaryota; Metazoa; Chordata; Actinopteri; Carangiformes; Carangidae
Gene: ngdn
Product: neuroguidin
Exons: 11
Coding region: 33-992 (319 amino acids)
Biological process (GO): maturation of SSU-rRNA from tricistronic rRNA transcript (SSU-rRNA, 5.8S rRNA, LSU-rRNA)
Cellular component (GO): small-subunit processome; nucleolus
Source: RefSeq, a predicted model, not a curated record
CUGCGGCUUCCGUAGAGCAACGUGAACUCAAAAUGGCUGACCCUGCUGACAACGAUCUAAUUGAAAGUGACUUGCCCAAAGCUGUUGAGCUGCUGAAUAAUCUCACAGAACAGGUGGCCUCAGUCACGAGUCAUGUCCGAGAGCUGCUAACUAAAGUCAAAGAUGGGAUAUUUAAGACAUCACAGGGUUUGUCUUUCCUGGACCUUCGCUAUCACCUGCUGCUCUUCUACCUUCAGGACCUCACUAACCUGAUCAGCAUUAAGAGCGAAGGAGGCAGUAUAAAAGACAGUGAAGCCUUGAACAGAGUGGUCACAAUCAGAACAGUCUUGGAGAAGAUGCGGCCACUAGACCACAAACUUAAGUACCAGAUUGAUAAACUGGUGCGUACAGCUGUUACUGGCAGUUUAGCUGAAAAUGACCAGUUGCAGCUGCGUCCUAAUCCUGAGAAUCUCAUCAGCAAAUUGGAUGAAUCUGAGGAGUCUGAAGAUGAAGCUGAAAUGAAGGCAGCCUCAGAGAAGAGAGCAGCCCACUCUAGUGGCAGAAAAUAUGUACCGCCAAAGAUUGCCCCAGUGCAUUAUGAUGGGGACAUGACCGAGACCGACAGAAGGAAGGCUCAGCUGGAGUGUCAGCGGCGUGCAGCUCUGAGGAGCUCUGUGAUCCAGGAGCUGAGACAGCAGUACAGCGAUGCCCCUGAGGAGAUCAGGGACAGACGAGACUUCCAGAGUGAACGAGAAAGCCGCGAGGAGACGCACAGAAAAAAUUAUGAGGAGUCGAUGAUGGUGCGUCUCAACAUGCCAAAGCGUCAGAAGAAUACUAGGAAGAGAGGCAUGAUGGCCAUGUCCGGCCAGCUGAGCAGCAUCACACAUUUCGGUGACAUCACGGGGCUAACAGGUGGCGACGGCGGACAGGAUGGAGAACACACUCGUCCCAAGAAAAAGAAGAAACUGAUGAAGAAGCAAACCAAGAGAAGAGCUUUCAAGAAGCACAGAUAGACCUGAAACACAGUAUCCACUGAUGUAAGAUGUGACCAUCCAUCAUUGUUUUAGUUCAUACAACAUUGUUUUCAGGAUUAUAUCUUCACUGACUCAGUGGUUUUAAAAAUAAAUUUGUCACUUUAUUAUUUUUUUUUUUAUAGUGUUUGACUUUGUAUAAUAAACAUUACUGUCGACUCUUGUA